This is a messenger RNA of Ectocarpus sp. CCAP 1310/34, 1035 nucleotides long. NCBI's taxonomy places the organism in Eukaryota, Phaeophyceae, Ectocarpales, Ectocarpaceae. The record is from the annotation of a GenBank genome assembly.
AAAAAAAAAGGACUGACACCUACCUCCACGCAGCCACGCAGCAGGAGCACCGCUGGGCUGCGUGAUAGCACAUCCUUACCUCCAACGGAGUGCCAUGGGAGUGAACGGGUUGUCGCCAUACCUGAAGGAGGUAGCUUCUAAGCGGGUACCUCUCGACGACGAAGAUGGCACGAGACAGAAGCACCUGGUCGUCGACGGUCAUUUUGCGUUGCACAAAGCUGCUGGUAUCGGGGGUGUGGCAGUUCCUCUUGUGCUGGACGACAACGUCGUCCCCCUCGCGAUGUCGAUGGCCACAAGCCUGAACAAGCUUGCUUCGGCAGGGUGGGGGAUCACCGUGGUUUUCGACGGGGCUCCUCCACCCGGGAAAGGGGCAACCACGCGAUCGAGGUCUAGCGAGAGAGAGCGGACACGGCAGCAGUGCUUGCGUCUACGGGAGUCCAACGUGCCGCUUCAGCAUCCAGGUCUUCAGAAAGCAGCUGUGAACGCGGUAGCGUUUACGAGUCACAUCGUCGCCAGGGUCUCACGUUUUGUCUCUCGUUCGUUACGAUGCGAGUGCAUAACCGCGCCCUAUGAGGCCGACCCGCAGCUGCGUGUCUUGGAGGAGAUGUAUACAUGCAUGGGGAAACGUGUCCUGGUACGUGGAAAUGACAGCGACCUCAUGGUCAUCGGCGUUCGUUCCCUGCUCUGGGAGGUCGUGUCGGAAGAAGGGCGACUGUUCGGUAACAUCUUUACGCAUGAGGGUAUCACGCGCCCGCAGAUGCAUGCCCUCCGUGCUGGCACGACGCAUGGGCAUGAGUCCCUAAGGUUGUUGCACGGUGUCGACCAAGGCGGGUCGGGAGAUGCAGUGUGGUGGUCGAGUUGAGGUGAUGGCCCGCCUGCAGCUGUGGGCAUCUGUCUCAGGCAACGACUACAGCAAGUUUCCCGGGAUUGGAAAGGCAAAAGCCACGGAUUUCUGCCUGCGAAAGAAGUGUGGGCAGUUCCCCACGCUUGCGGAUGUGACGGAAGAUCUGGUUGGGUCAACGACCUGGACCGAAG